Messenger RNA from Durio zibethinus, 1745 nucleotides. NCBI's taxonomy places the organism in Eukaryota, Viridiplantae, Streptophyta, Magnoliopsida, Malvales, Malvaceae. The record is from RefSeq and is a predicted model, not a curated record.
UUAAUCAAUAGUUUUGUAAUUACCAUUUGAUUUUUUAUUGUUCACAAAUCAAAUCUUUUUUUUUUUAUUAAAUAUUCGCAUCAAUGUGGAAUCCACGCUCUCUCGUAUCUUUCUCAAAUUCCCAAUAAAUUCCUUUGAUUUUUCAUUUUUCUCUUCUCAAUUCCAUGCUUUCCAAACUAAUUUUCAUUUAGAAGAAGAAAAAAAAAUUCUUUCGUCAGAUGACGAUCGAGGAGUUGGAUGACGUGGAGAAUGAACGGGGGGACGACGGCGUUUAUGGCUUGAAGCAGCAGCAGAUAGUUAGAGUCGGCGAUGCGAAGAGAGUUCUAGUCGGAGCGGGUGCUCGGAUCCUGUUUUACCCGACCCUUUUAUACAAUGUCUUCCGAAACAAAAUCCAAUCUGAAUUCAGAUGGUGGGACGAAGUUGACCAGUUUCUUUUGUUGGGGGCGGUUCCUUUUCCCAAGGAUGUUCGACGGUUGAAGCAGUUGGGCGUUUGUGGGGUCAUCACUCUCAAUGAGCCUUUUGAAACUCUGGUUUCCACUUCCUUGUAUCGUGCUAAUGGAAUUGAUCACCUAGUAAUUCCAACGAGAGAUUAUUUAUUUGCUCCUUCAAUUUCAGAUAUCGGCAGAGCAGUGGACUUCAUUCAUAAGAAUGCAUCUUGUGGUAGAACUACCUAUGUACAUUGUAAAGCUGGACGGGGAAGGAGUACCACCAUUGUGCUUUGCUACUUGGUAGAGCAUAAGCAGAUGACACCUGCAAGUGCCCUUGAAUAUGUUCGGUCUCGAAGACCUCGAGUUUUGCUUGCCCCCUCACAGUGGAAGGCAGUUCUAGAAUAUAGCAGGCAUCGGCAACCAGCAACCAUACACUCUCCUUCAUUGGAUGCAGUUAUGAUUACAAAAGCAGAUCUUGAAGGCUAUCAUAGUACUGAUAUUACUGAUAGUAGAUGAAGUUUCCAGGCUGAAGUGUUUGGACACUUACUCCAAAUGCCAAGAUCCUUUGCACGAACCAGUCUCAGGCAGCAAUUGUUUUGAAAAGGAUUUGAAAGGAGCUUUAGCAAUAAGAUAGCUGUGGGGCAUGCAGGGCCACACACAAAAACAAAUCGAUGCAGACCAUUACUUCAAGCAUUAGUCCCUGCCUACCGUUACAAAGAAGAUCCUAUUUCCUGUUUUAUACGAUCAGGAACCUGUUCCAAGAGUCUUAAACAUAGGAAAGAAGGAAACUUCAUCAUGGUCAGAUAGGAGUAUAUGUUUAGGAUAUGUUGGUUUGUCAGCCAUCCCUAACAAGAAGGAUAUGCCACCCGCUAUACGGACGAAAGAACCCAAACAAGUCUUUAUUAAAGGAAGCUACUCCAAGGUAUACGACAAAAUUUGAUAAUUUUUGGCUGGCAACCAUUCGCCACAAAAUGAUACCAUCUUCAGUCUGCUUCCCCUAUUUAUAAUUUGUGCUGAUUAUAAGCUUAGAUAACUUACCUUCUUGUUACUCUUUCCAAAAUCCAAUUCCAAAAGGAGAGAUGUUUACCUACAUGUACUGCACUUUUUUUUAAAGACUUGUUUGGUGCAAAAACACAUUAAUUACAGAAGUACUCCCAAAAGUCAUUUUGAUACUGAUUGAAUGGAUUCCUGUUCAUCUUUACAUACAUUUUCAACAGCCAAAUAACGGAAUUAUGCGCAACAGGCCUGCAUGUCUUCGAUUAAGUUAUUCUAUGCAUGAAAUGCUCACCAAACUUUCCUUACUACAACCAAGCUUAA